AUGGAGACGGUGGUUCGACGCUGCCCAUUCCUGUCCCGCGUGCCACAGGCCUUCCUGCAGAAGGCGGGCAAGUCUCUGUUGUUCUAUGCCCAGAACUGCCCCAAGAUGAUGGAAGUGGGGGCCAAGCCGGCCGCCCGGGCCCUGUCGGGCUCAGCAGUGCACUGCCAGCAGGUCAGAGAAACCCCUCCAGCCAGUGAGACGGACAAAGCUGCCAAAGCCGAGGCCCAGCCGGCUCCGGAUGGCACGCAGCUUCCCCCUGGACACCCGGCGCCGGCCCCGAGCCAGGGCGCUGCGAGCAAGUGCCCUUUCCUGGCAGCCCAGAUGGGCCAGCAGGGCAGCAGCGUGUUCCGCAAGGCCAGCCUGGAGCUGCAGGAGGACGUGCAGGAGAUGCACGCUGUGCGGAAAGAGGUUGCCCAAACCUCCGUGAACCCCAGCGUGAUUGGUGUGAAGGCCGACGGAGGGGAGCCGAGCGGUCUGCUGAAGAACUUCCAGGACAUCAUGCGGAAGCAGAGACCAGAGAGGGUGUCCCAUCUGCUCCAGGAUAACCUGCCAAAAUCUGUUUCCACUUUCCAGUAUGAUCGUUUCUUUGAGAAGAAAAUUGAUGAGAAAAAAAAUGACCAUACCUAUCGAGUUUUCAAAACUGUGAACCGGAGGGCACACCUCUUCCCCAUGGCGGAUGACUACUCAGACUCCCUCAUCAGCAAAAAGCAGGUGUCGGUCUGGUGUAGCAAUGACUACCUGGGGAUGAGUCGCCACCCCCGGGUGUGCGGGGCAGUCAUGGACACCUUGAAACAGCAUGGCGCCGGAGCGGGUGGCACCAGAAACAUUUCCGGAACUAGUAAAUUCCACGUGGACCUGGAGCAGGAGCUGGCCGACCUCCACGGGAAGGACGCGGCCCUCCUGUUUUCCUCGUGCUUUGUGGCCAACGACUCGACCCUCCUCACCCUGGCCAGGAUGAUGCCGGGUUGUGAGAUUUACUCCGAUUCUGGGAACCACGCCUCCAUGAUCCAGGGGAUCCGGAACAGCCGGGUGCCAAAGUACAUCUUCCGCCACAAUGACGUCAGCCACCUCAGGGAGCUGCUGCAGAGAUCUGACCCCCAGGUCCCCAAGAUAGUGGUGUUUGAAACUGUCCACUCAAUGGAUGGGGCAGUGUGCCCGCUGGAGGAGCUAUGUGAUGUGGCCCACGAGUUUGGGGCGAUCACCUUCGUGGAUGAGGUCCAUGCAGUGGGGCUGUACGGAGCCCGAGGCGGAGGGAUUGGCGAUCGGGACGGAGUUAUGCCGAAGAUGGACAUCAUUUCUGGAACCCUCGGCAAAGCCUUCGGCUGUGUGGGCGGCUACAUCGCCAGCACCAGCGCCCUGGUCGACACCGUGCGCUCCUACGCGGCCGGCUUCAUCUUCACCACCUCCCUGCCGCCCAUGCUGCUGGCCGGGGCGCUGGAGUCCGUGCGGGUGCUCAAGAGCGCCGAGGGCCGGGCGCUGCGGCGCCAGCACCAGCGCAGCGUCAAGCUCCUGCGGCAGAUGCUCAUGGACGCCGGCCUCCCCGUGGUCCACUGUCCCAGCCACAUCAUUCCUGUCCGGGUGGCGGAUGCUGCUAAAAACACAGAAGUCUGUGACGAGCUAAUGAGCAGACAUAACAUCUACGUGCAAGCCAUCAACUACCCCACAGUGCCCCGGGGGGAAGAGCUGCUGCGGAUCGCCCCCACCCCACACCACACCCCCCAGAUGAUGGACUACUUCCUUGAGAAUCUGCUGGCCACAUGGAAGCGAGUGGGGCUGGACCUGAAGCCACAUUCCUCGGCCGAGUGCAACUUCUGCAGGAGGCCGCUGCAUUUCGAAGUGAUGAGUGAGAGAGAGAGAUCCUUCUUCUCGGGCAUGAGCAAGCUGGUCUCUGCUCAGGCCUGAGCGUGUUGUGACCCUAAGUACCCACCCGACCCUGCCGUUCUGUGCCCACAUGGUCUCUAGUAUCGUCUUUCUGUGUGGAUUAAAUUAUAUUAAGUUUAAUCUAUAGUAAAAGCAUAGCUCUGAAAAUAAAUUCUUGUUUAAGUGACGGGUC
This is a messenger RNA of Miniopterus natalensis, 2053 nucleotides long. The record is from RefSeq and is a predicted model, not a curated record. NCBI's taxonomy places the organism in Eukaryota, Metazoa, Chordata, Mammalia, Chiroptera, Miniopteridae.